AUGGCGAGACGUAUAACCCGAGCAAACCCAAGCAAUCCUGCCAAUGAACCACAAGACCCCAAUCAAACCAUUAAUAACCUCUCGAAUUUAAUCCGAGAACAAGCCCAAAACCACCAACGUCAAAUUGAACAACUUCUCCAACGUAACCAAACCCCGCCUCAAAAUAAUGCGCCUCAAGCUAUAUACGAACGAUUCCUCCGAAUGAACCCGUCCGAAUUCCAUGGUGGAACCGAUCCCACCAUAGCCGAAGAGUGGAUCAAAUCUCUCGAAGUCAUCUACGACUACAUGCAAAUGACCGACCGCGACCGCGUGCACUGUGCCAUAUUCCUACUCCGAAACGAAGCUCGUCACUGGUGGGAAGGAAUCAAAGAAGGAACGAACCUCGAAACGCUGCCAUGGACCGAUUUCAAAGUUCAAUUUUUCGAAAAAUAUUUCUCGAAAGACGUGCGAGCCCACAAACUCAAAGAAUUUCUCGAACUCCGCCAAGGCGACUUACCAAUGAUCGAGUACAUCUGCCGUUUCGAACGUGGCUGCCUCUACGCCCCAUUCAUCGCUCGAGACGCCGAAGAAAAGAAGAACCAUUUCAUUCGUGGCCUCCAACCCGAAAUCCGCCGAGACAUUCGUAUGUCCGACGCCUCAACUUUCCGCCAACUUGUAGACAAAGCACUCAUGGCUGCCCAAGACGAGGGAGAAAUUCAAAACAAACGCCGAACGACUCCAAACUUCCAACGUCCGUGGAAAAAGAACAACUUUGGCAACCGCCCAUUCCGAGGAAAAGGAACGCAGCCCAUUCGCCAAUCAACCGGACCACCGCCACCGCCGCCAAGGCCAACCUGCCCAAAGUGUGGAAAGAGUCACUCCGGAGAAUGCAUACACGGAACAAGGAAUUGCUUUCGAUGCCACCAGCCCGGACACAUGGUCAAAGAUUGCCCGAAACCUCCACCGAACGUCCCCGGUCGAGUGUUCGCCAUGACUCAAGAACAGAUCGAGCAAGACCCGUCUAUGAUAGCAGGUACCAUAUUUAUCCUCGAAGAACCCAUUUACGCUCUUAUCGAUUCCGGCUCUACUCAUUCCUUUAUAUCGAAAGACAUAAUUGCGCACUAA
Molecule: messenger RNA, 1104 nt
Organism: Erythranthe guttata (spotted monkey flower)
Lineage: Eukaryota; Viridiplantae; Streptophyta; Magnoliopsida; Lamiales; Phrymaceae
Source: RefSeq, a predicted model, not a curated record